AUGCCGCCCGGCGGCUUCGCGAACGUCGAGGACGAGCCGCCUCCGUCGCGGAAGCGCGGGCGGAGCCCCGAGCCCGCGGCGCCGCGCGCGCACCUGCCGCGCGUGCUCCCCGCCGGGACGCGCGCGGCCAUCCUCGCCGCCGUCGCCCCGGGUCGCGAGGCGCACGAGGUCGACGACUACCGGCGCCAGGUGCUCGCCGCGGGCCAGACGGCCGAGUUCGUCAUCCCGAGCCAGGUGACGCCCAAGUACGUCUGCAACGUCUGCGGCAACCGCGACCAGCGCAAGUUCCUCCACGAGCCCCGGGCCGGCGACGUCGUCUGCCUCGGCGCCGACGAGACGGGCUGCGGCAACGUCGUCGAGGAGCACAAGAUGCACGAGGGCGCGCAGUACCGCAAGUUCGAGGGCGAGGACGACAAGUCGCACCACGGACCGGCGCCGAACCGGCUCUACUCCGCGGCGCACAACAUGCGCACGUCCAUGGUGCCCACGGGCGGCGCCGGCGGCGCCGCGGCGAGCCGGCUGCGCCAGGCCUACGACGCCGUGGAGCUCGGCCU
Molecule: messenger RNA, 554 nt
Organism: Aureococcus anophagefferens
Lineage: Eukaryota; Pelagophyceae; Pelagomonadales; Pelagomonadaceae
Exons: 2
Source: RefSeq, a predicted model, not a curated record